AUGGGAGAAGCACAUGAUACGAAUGGAACGAGUCCGGUGAAGGAGAUUGAGACACGGCUCUUCAUCAAUGGAGAGUUUGUCGAAUCUUCCCACGGCAAGACUUUCGAUUUAUACUCGCCCAAAACACUUGAAGUGGUAGCCAAAGUCUACGAAGCCUCAGAACAAGACACAGAUAGAGCUGUAGCAGCAGCCAAAGCAGCACAACCAGCAUGGGCAGCACUCAGUGUCGAAACCCGCUCUGGAUACUUCAAGAAACUCGCCGCUCUAGUCCGGGAACAUCACGAUGAACUUGCCCAUCUAGAAGCUCUCUCCAUGGGAAAGCCAGUCUCGACAUAUUUCGAUGCACACGCUUUUGCGGGAACCUUUGAUCACUAUUCGGAAGCUGGGUAUACGCCUCAGGGAAUUUCGAGUUUAAAUACACCUGGUUACAUCAAUUUAACGUUGAGGCAGCCGUAUGGUGUUGUUGCGGCGAUUAUCCCUUGGAAUGUUUCGUUGCUUUUCUUUGCUAAGAAGGUGGCUCCCGCUUUGGCUGUUGGUAAUACGGUUGUCUUGAAGAGCAGUGAGAAGGCUCCGUUGACUUCUGCUCGCGUUGCUCAUUUUGUCCAGGAGGCAGGCUUCCCUCCUGGAGUUAUCAAUGUCAUCACUGGAUUUGGUCAAGUUUCAGGCUCUGUUCUCAGCCAUCACAUGGAUGUGCGAGCACUUUCAUUCACAGGAUCGACCAGGACAGGACGCCAAAUUCAAGAGGCUUCUGCAAAAUCUAACCUGAAGGCCAUAUUCCUCGAACUCGGGGGAAAGUCUCCAGCCAUUGUGUUCGAAGACGCCGAUCUUGAAAAGGCUGCUACAGCUACACAAUUCUCUGUCCAGUCAAACAGCGGCCAAGUCUGCAUGGCAAACACACGAAUCUACAUCCAGGAGACAGUGGCCGACAAGUUCAUUAAGAUGUUCAAAGAAAAACUCGAGAAGGUAACGAUGGGAGACCCGACUUCACACGAGACGGACCAUGGACCACAAGCCGAUAAAACACAAUACGAGAAUGUACUUCGGUACCUCGAGAUCGGCAAGCAAGACGGGAAAUUGCUGAUGGGUGGACAAUCCCCAUCCGACCACUCCGGCUAUUUCGUCAGUCCCACAGUGUUCCUCGACACACCCGAAGACUCUCGAAUCAUGAGAGAAGAAGUCUUCGGCCCGGUGGUCUGCAUCAACACCUUCAAGACCGAAGAGGAAGUGAUGGCCAAAGCAAACAAUACCGAAUAUGGAUUAUAUGCCUCAGUCUUCACCAAGAACAUCGAUCGAGCGAUGCGAUUCGCGAAAGGACUUGAAGCUGGAACUGUGGGUGUGAAUUGUACCAGUCCCGAAACUGGAAGGGAUACACCGUUUGGUGGAUUCAAGGGCUCUGGGGUUGGCAGAGAGGGUUAUCAUCACUGUAUGAAUAACUUCCUGGAGACGAAGACGGUGCCCACAGUUCCUGGCCCAUGUAGAUAUUGCGCCCACAUUGGAGCAGAAUGUGGAGUAGCUCAACGUCCAAAGCAGAGACCGUAUUACCAUGUCUCCGAAGAAGAAUACCGCUGCUCAAUGCAAAUACUACAGCACUUCCUUCCUGAAGAAGAGCUGAAUCUAGUAACAUUGAGAGCAAUCGCAAAAGACAUCAAAAGCGGAAACAGCCCAAAACCAAUAUACAACUUCAAACCCGACAAAGCGGAGAGCGAACCCCUGGAAGGCACUGCAAGCAAUGAUUCAGAGCCAGAUACCGAAGAGAUUGGGGAUCUACACGAACAGCUGGGAUGUCUAAUGAGAGAUUCUUUGGGAGAGUAUCGCUAUGUCGGAGCAUACUCGGAAAUAGCAUUCAAUGCAGCAGUCUGCUCAAUAAAAGACCCACCAAGCCCCGAGCAAGAAGACCAAAAGAUCAUCCUCCCACCAAAAGACGACUUCCCUCCCGUGAAACCCGAGCGAGUAAGGCUUCUCGAAGAAGUUAGUUCACCAGAUCAGCCAUACCUCCCUCCACGAGAAUGCUGCGACUAUUAUGUUGCAAGGUUCUUUGAGGAGGUACAUUGCGUAUAUUGGUUGUAUCCCAUUGAAAAUUUUCAUGCGAGAUUGGAUGAUACGUAUAUCUGUGGAAGUAGUGCAGCAAGCAGUUCAUGGCUCUGCUCGUUAUAUGCUAUAUUUUCUCUUGGAUCUGCGUCUGGGAGGAAUGUGAAUAAUUACUCCCACGAUAAAACGGGGAGGGAUUUUGAUAUGAGGAGUUCCGAGGAUUAUCUUACGCUCGCUAAAGCUUUGGUUCCGUCUGUUCAUGACGAGGCGGAUAUUGACAGUAUUCGAGCACUUGCUAUCCUCAGCUUAGCCCUACUCACCUUUAAAUUCCGAAUCACUUCAUACCUCUAUAUGGGAACAGCAAUGCAAAUCGCCUUCUCUCUAGGACUCCAACACGACCAAUCCCCCACAACCCAAAGUCCCGUUUCCCGCCAGCAAAACCGCCGCAUAUGGUGGACCCUCUACAUCCUCGACCACGAAAUCGCCUCUCGCUGCGGCAGCCCCUGCGUCUCCGACGAGCGAAGCCUCCGCAUCGCUACCCCCUUACCAUCCGAACAAGUGCUAAACCCAGGGACCAACACGCCCCUCGGCAUCCUCUGCGAAUCCGUCUCCUUAAGCCGCUUAAAACGGACUAUCAUCCAAACAAUCUACCCCUCCUCUUCUUCUGAUUCCAGAAAAAUCUCCUUCUCAUCCGUCACGGCCCACGUAUCCUCCCUCCAGAGCUGGCAAGCGUCCAUGCCCUCACAUCUCAAAUGGGGCGUCCCAGUAGCGCCAACCCACCGCCGCAGCAUCGGGAUCCUGCACCUGAACUACUGGAACGCUAUGAUGCUCCUCACUCAACCGUUUCUCCUCUACCUCGUUCUACGUGGAAACACCAUCAAACACCCGAAGAAAUCGUGGUUCGAGAAACUAGGCGAGAUUUGCGUCGACGCGGCACGGAACGCGGGGAUCGUGUUGAAGGAAAUGAGAAGCGAGGGGAGUCUGAGUAGUUUGACGACGAUCGAUUGUACCCUGGUGAUUGCGAGGGAGGAGGUUGAUGGUGGUGGUAGCGGGAAGGGGAGAGCGAGGGAAGCGAGGGAGCUGAUUCAGGGCGUUGUGGAGGUUUUGGAAAGUAUGGAGCAGGUGGGGUUUGUGAAGAGUGUUGUGUGGGAGUUGCCGCAGAGGUUGGAGAGGUUGGGGAUUAAGAGGGAGGUGCAGGAUGAUAUGGCGGUGCAGGAGAGUGUGGGGCAGUCUUGGGCGGGCUUUGAUUCGUAA
Molecule: messenger RNA, 3282 nt
Organism: Mollisia scopiformis
Lineage: Eukaryota; Fungi; Ascomycota; Leotiomycetes; Helotiales; Mollisiaceae
Product: Aldedh-domain-containing protein
Exons: 8
Coding region: 1-3282 (1093 amino acids)
Biological process (GO): DNA-templated transcription
Molecular function (GO): DNA binding; aldehyde dehydrogenase (NAD+) activity; zinc ion binding
Source: RefSeq, a predicted model, not a curated record